AUGAGCGUAGAUAUUUAUUUGGUUCUUGAUCUGAGCGUUACAAUUACUCAGAACGUAGAUGUUGGGUGCUCUGAUAAAGUUCAUAGAGCCCUCAGUUUUGCCGAAACUUUUAUUGAGAAAGUUGAAAAAUCCGAAGUAAAUGUGCAUUUGGUAAGUUGCAUUCUAUUAGUGAAUUAUUUUUUUGAUUUUUAUUGCUGGCACACCUGUUUUGGCCAAGAGCAGGAUAACGAGUGGUGGAUUGGUUCGAACGUUGUUUCAAAAGUAGGUUGAAUAUCUAGAAAUAGAUACUAUAAAAUAAAAACAAGGGAUUAUCUGAGUGUUUUUAGAUUUCUGGCUCGAACGGAUAUCGAAUAUGGACUCACUGACUUCUGGGCUCUCAAAAAAGUGAUCUCUGAUCAUCGGGCAAGUCGACCGGUCGAAUUGUUGGUGCUCUCGGAUAUGGUGGAUGAAUUCGAAUUCCCUCGAGAUUACCGUCUUUCAGCAUUUUGGCGAUUUAUUCUUCUGUCCAGUUUCGAAGGCGAUGGGAUUUCCGAGAAAUUAAUCGCGGCUUUGGAAUGUUUUUCUUUGGAAAUGGCCGUAUUUUAUGGGUUGGGAAGAUCUCCAGCGGAAUUGGAUACCUUGAAGUACUUUCCAACAUUCUUAUUUGAGGACGAUUGUGUUGCAGAGGUCGCCAAACAAUAUGCCCUCGAAGAAAGAACGAAGAGAAUUGUGGAUAUUGUUAUUUCCCCUUCAUUAACAGUCAAGGUAGGCGAUAUUUAAUAUUAUUUUAUUCCGAUUUAGGCUAAAGUAACCCCUGGAAUCCCCAAACAUCUUGUAAUCUUCUACAGUGAGAUGACAAGCACUAUAUUCAAUCCAGUACAAGUCCCCACUUUCAAGUUGGCUGGAUUUGUGAUGUCAUCUUCUCUGACUCGUGUUCCGCAAACUCCUUUGAUCCAUUCGGUGAUGCCUGUAGUUAAUGAGAAGAGGGAUGCGUUGAAUUGUUUGGUAAAAGCGAUGACUCGAGUUGAUAAUUAUACUGGAAUCCUGAUACAUUCGUCGGGAGAAGAGUGUUUUUUGAGGGCAGUAAAGUAAGGUUAUACUUACAAUGAUGCAAAUUCUUUUUAGACAUUCCCCAACAGACGGAUACGCCCUCGUUAUCCAGUUCUAUCCACGUCAAUUUGUUCAAUAUAAACCGUUCGGAACUCCUGGAAACAUCGAAAUCUCGAAACUCCCAAGUCUUUCUUAUAAAGCGACCGACAGAUUCUACUGGUCAGAAGCGUCGGAGAUUCAGCAAGACGCGAAUAAGCUGUGCAGAAGACUUAAAAGAGACCCUACUCCCAAGGCAUUCUAUGAGGUUAAUUAGCAUUAAAUUUUACUCUUUUUUAGGUCUUUUCUUCUUAAUUCCAUAGCUUGGACAACGUUGAUUUAAUUUCAGGAUCUCCGUCACAUGUCUGAAUUCGCCAUCGCUUGUGAUUUUCAAGAUCUUGGCGCCAAUUUUGCAUGUUUACUUGAGAAAAGAGCGGCCUCCCAGGAUCUGCACACUAAUUAUAAUAUAGUCUCAACUGUUCAGAUUCUAAAGAAAGUCGGAUUUGAAGGUCUUCUAAUAGCGAUACCUCAGCUAGAACAAGGUCCGAAGUGA
Bursaphelenchus xylophilus (pine wood nematode) is the source of this 1618-nucleotide messenger RNA. The record is from the annotation of a GenBank genome assembly. Lineage: Eukaryota; Metazoa; Nematoda; Chromadorea; Rhabditida; Aphelenchoididae.